Molecule: messenger RNA, 6564 nt
Organism: Coregonus sp. 'balchen'
Lineage: Eukaryota; Metazoa; Chordata; Actinopteri; Salmoniformes; Salmonidae
Source: the annotation of a GenBank genome assembly
AAUGUCACCAGCGUGGGUAGUCUCUCUGUUCCUGUCAAGAACACAGCUGAGCGAUGAUUCAAUUGUCAGCGGCUGUGAAAUAGAUCCAGUUGUUGCUGUAUGCCCCAUUCAUCUGGAGGAGAUUUGUCGAAUAAAAAAAACGAGAUAUUAAUCUCGAGCGGAUCGUAUAUCAAACAUACGGGGAAGUAUUGCUUUAUUCCAUCUUGGACUAAUCCUUGGACGGAAUAUUCAUAUAUCUAGAUUGUACAGGUGAGUAGCCUUAUUGGUGAGAUGUUAUCUUUGGCCAGUAAUUUUUUUCCAAAAUGAUUUAAACAGUUUAACCCCAAUAAUAGAACGUGUGAGAUGUAGGAUAUGGCUAGCCUGUAGGACAGAGUGUUGAUGUAGGCUGUAGGAAUAUUUUUUGAAUUAUUGGGAGUUGAGUUUAGUCGCCUAGGGAAAAUUGUGAUUGUGAGUUUGAUAUAAUAGCAUUCUGGAUAUGGUAUAAAUGCGUCAGCUUUGGCAUUUGUAUUUAUUUGGGGAUAUCUGGUGAUUUCUGGGUAUGCACAUGUGCAUUCAGCUCCGUUGCGCAUUUAUGUUCAGCAAGCGCUGGUAGGCUAUUUAGUCGGUUUGUCAUGAACGUUCCACAAACACUAGCCUUAUUUAUUUGAGCCUACCUGGUUUUAAUUAACAUAAUAGCCUUUGCUUACCAUAUUCUGCCGUAGGCUACAAGGUCCUUCCUUAUAAUUUGUGCCUGGAUGUGUUUUGAUAGGACGCAUAAAAUCCAUUGAUUACAUUUCCUCACUUCCAUGACAACACAAAGACAUAGGUAGUGUGUCAUAUUAUAAUUGUUCACUUGCCUAUUCCUCUUGGAUCAGUGGGAUGGCAUGAAAAGUGUACUGUGUGUCACUGUCAUCCAUGUAUGGCACUUACAGUAACAUCUCACAGGGAUGCAGCUGAGUAGUUUGACAAUCGGAGCAGAAAGUGCAAAGUACCACAUAGCAGAAGUAAUUCAACCCAUGGGUUAUUACUGUUAACUAACCAAUCAAACAUGGCAAUCAUUACAGGCACACAGAAGACAAACAGUUACCAAAUCCAUAUGGAGGAGAAAUUAUGUUUUUUACUAGAUUUGUUGAUGACAACUUAUUGUGUCCACAUUAGUACAUUUAUUCAUACAUACUAAUUACAUUUUAUUUUAUAGUGUUGUGUUUUAAAGUAAUGCUUUAUAAUGGAGCUGGAGAAAUUUAUAAUGGCAUACUUCACAGCUUGUGCAGAACAGAAGUAAUCUUUUAAUAAGAUAGUGAGUAAGAUGCCACCCACCUACAUUGUGGUCACAGCUCACUGCCUGAUUGAUACAGAUGUAUGAUCUUAAUUUGAUCACUCUGUUGCAGGAGAACUUUUCAGCAAUGCAGGAAUGUAACAUUUGUAGUGUAUUUGAGGUUUAAAAAGGCUUCGGAAAUUUGUAAUUUCCGUUUAGAAAUUUCAGACUUGAUUUUCCCUUAUGAAAAUUGUAUCGACCCCUACAAAAAUGUCAAUUAAUUAUAAUCCACUUAAUAAUUCACAUUUCCUGUUGCUGCAGGAUUAUUUUCUUGCUGUAGCAAACAUGCUCAAUUUAAUAUCCUACAUCUGUAGGCUAUGUGAGUUGGCAGGGACCUCCCCUGCUGCUCCAGAGAUGACUGGCACCCCCAAUAUGAAAGCACUCCGAAACCCAGCACACCAUGGGAUUUGUGUUCGUGCCAUACGUGUGUGCCAAGUCCAGUGCUAAUACAGGAAAUAUGGGCCCAGUGAAACUACCAGUUUCACACUACCAGUCAUAUAAGUAAUGUUGGUAAAUGUCAGGUGUUAAACAAUAACCCAAGUUUAGUUUCAGUUUUGGGAAAUGAAAGGGUACAGUGUUAGGCAUUGAUUCACUCAUUCAGGGUCAGGCUGUGGGUGUUUAUGGUAGCUGCAGCUGUGAACUGCUGUCCCCUGCCUUUGUUAGGGCAAAAGGGGAUGCUUUCCAUGUGCAUGAAUAGAUAUUUGUUGGUAUUUUGCAACUGUGUGUGUGCACAUGUGUGCAUAUGUGUGUGCGUGACUAUCUGCAGGGCACUGAGUCCUCUGUUUAUUGCACCUGUAGGAAGACUGUUUUGAUGUCUGUGCGGCGGGUGUCUCCAUGGCUGUGUGGACACGUCACUCUGGGCUACGGCCUCUUUCUCCUGGUCGCCCUUCCAGACCUCACCACAGGUACCCAUCUCCCUCCCCAACCACCCACCCUAACCACCCACAAUUGCCCACCCCGGUCAUCACCUCUGCUAGGCAUCCAAGUUGCACCACCAUGCACUUGUUGAAACAGUCACCACUGCACCCGAAAGCUGUAAUCCAUUGACACUCAGCCCUCUCCCCAGACCUGCAAGACUCCUCCUCCCAGACUCCACCUGUCUUACUCCAUCCAUACUACUGUAUCUAUUAAUAAACUCUCUACCAAAAGCUUUUUCCCUCUUCAACCUGAAUCACAGAGCUUUGAGAUACAAUAACUGCAGGUUAGAUUCAACAAUAAGGUCUAACAACUGAACUGUAUGCCUCAUCCGCAGGCAGGCAAAGGAAUUGCAGCCACCCUCUGGUGCCAGAACACGGGGGCUUCCGCUGCGAGCCCUCCCCCUGCCGAGGCUUCCUCCAGAAGAGCUUGAUCUACUACUUCUGUGAGCCCGGCUACACCCUCCCAGAAGAGGUGAACAGCUCGCGCUGCCUCCACGGCAAAUGGAUCCCCAGCGUGCCCACCUGUCUGUUCACACAAGGUGAGUGUAGUGGACUGAAUCACCACAGCCGAGGGGGAGGAGGGGUAAACCUUUGCACCUAGUGUAAUGGACUAGAGCAGGGAUGGGCAACUUUGAUGGGGGUGGGGACCACAAAAAUCUGAACUCAUCAUGACCCACAUCCAUACCCACACAUGCAGUCAGAGCCCCACCUUGACAGCAAAACAUUUUAGUGGCCCCCUCUUGACAGCAGAGAGAAAACAUGGAUGUUUUAGAGUUAAUUUCUUGCAAUUCUACACAUUUUGCCAUGGGGCGGAGAUAGAAUGUUGCAGUUUUAAAGCAAGUUUGCUGCAAUUCUACAUGUUUUGCCAUGGGGCGGAGAAAAGAUUUUGCAAUUUUAGAAAAGAAAUUACACUCGUUCAUUUCCUGCAAUUCUACUCAUUUUGCCAUGGGGUGGAGAAAAAAAUUAGCCGUUUUUAAUAUGAUAUCUGAGUGAGAGUGACAGUGUGUGUGGAGUAUGUCCAUGAGUGACUGAUAUGAGAUAAGUGUUAGGUCAACUGCAGUCAGGUCAAAGGUUGCAGUGUGAUUUAAGGUAGGUCCUGUACUCAAUGACUCACCGACUUUGUAAAUGCAUUAACUCAAACACCUAACAAUUACUUUGCCUGGGCUGUAUGAAUGCAUAGAGGUUGUGGGUUGAUGAUUUAAAUGCUACAUGGCUUUCUUCCACAUAGUCAUCUCAUAAGCUGAUUAAUAGCAAUGCUAUGACCACCCUCCUUCAUUCGUCCUCUUAUUGGAUGUGGAAGAGGCAAGUGGAAGCAUGCACUCUAUCCACUCUAUACCAGUAGAUUUAAAAGCUAUAACCCUUAUGUACGCAUGACCGUUGUGCUAUAGUUUCAAUGGCCUUGAGUAUAGCCUUCAUAGGCUUUGAGUGGCGCUAGAGAGGAGCUGAGCAGUGUGUUAGGAUGGUGUGUGGCCUGCUAAGUGCUAACAUUCGAUUGUUGUCACUUUCUGGUACCAACCCCUUAGUUCCAUACGAGGUCAAUGACCUACUUGGUGAGAUGCAAAAGCCGACAGAGCAGAUUCUUAACAUGCUACAUUAGAGUCAUAGAGCCAGUCUUGCUUCCUCUUUCGGCCUGUGCUGCAUCGAGGCAGGAAACCAGCAUCAAGAAACGGAAAGUGAGCAAAGUCACCAAACUAACCAGUCUCUUUCCUCUGCCAUAUUAAACCUCACGGAAAUGUACUGCGUCAUGGGUAUAGGAAACCACACCGCCAGAUGCAUGACUCCCUUUGAGAGACCAUGUAUUAUACUGUCGAUAUGUGUGUCAGUAGUGUGUUUCCCCAAAAUUAUGUGUGUACUUACUGAAUGUAUUUGUUGAGUGUGUUGUAGCUCUGGUCCAGGGUGUUAAUGUGCGUUCAGGGGUAUUAGUGAGUGCACACACUAACGCACUGGACCAGAGCUAAGUGUGUUGUAGGUAGUUGAUGGGUGUGUGUGUUGAUUGUUUGUGUUGUGUUUUCUCUCAGACAACUAUGAGGACCAGGUGGCCCACUCACUCCCCAGCGUUGCCACGACGGCGGUGGGCGUGUCCAUAUUCCUCCUCACCACCACGGCCUGCUUGGUGAUCAAGUCCCGCCUUUUCCCCUGUCACUCACACAGGUAAGCGCAUAUGACUGGCUCUUAUCCCUGUCACUCACACAGCUAUAUUCAUACGACUGGAUCCUCUAAAGCAGUGUGGUCACUACUAACCCUGGUCCUGGAGCAUUAGUGAAUGUAGGUUUUGUUCCAGCCCAGGACUAACACACCUGAUUCAGCUAACCAAGGUCUUGAUGAUUGUAAAUUGGUAAUGUAUUCAGAAAUACACUAUACUACUACUAUCUGUCAGGGAAUAGAGGAGGGUUUUGGAGAGAGCAGGGUGAGAGAAACAGGGAAUUACAGAUGGACGGAUAUGUAAAAUAGAAGAGGUUGAAUGAAGGAAAAACUGACAGAUGGAGAGAGAGAGAAAGGAAAAAGAGGUACGGAGCAUUUAAGUGGCCACGAGAGGGAGGAGAGAUGAAAGAGUGAGAAAGAGAGGGAUGAACUGGAGAGAUAGAGAGAUGGGGCGGCAGGUAGCUUAGUGGGUAAGAGCAUUGUGCCAGUAACCGAAAGGUCGCUGGUUCUAAUCCCCGAGCCGACUAGGUGAAAAAUCUGUCGAUGUGCCCUUAAGCAAGGCACUUAACCCUAAUUGCUCAUGUAAGUCGCUCUGGAUAAGAGCGUCUGCUAAAUGACUAAAAUGUAAAUGUAAUGAUUGGUUGAAUCAGGUGUGUUGCUCUGUAGGGAUGGUUACAGCGCUGUAGUGGCAUUGUAGAGUAGAGGCUUGGAAAUGCAUCACAUUCUGUAAUGAAAGCAUCUUUAUAAUAACCUCCCGAGUGGCGCAGUGGUCUAAGCUGUGCCACUAGAGAUCCUGGUUCGAAUCCAGGCUCUGUCGUAGCCGGCCGCGACCGGGAGACCCAGGGUAGGGGAGGGAAUGGCCGGCAGGGAUGUGUGUGUGUGUGUGUGUGGUAGAGUAUGGCGUUUGCAACGCCAGGGUUGUGGGUUCGAUUCCCACAGGGGGCCAGUAUGAAAAAUAAAAAAUAAUGUAUGCACUCACUAACUGUAAGUCGCUCUGGAUAAGAGCGUCUGCUAAAUGACUAAAAUGUAAAUGUUAUAAUCUGAUGAGUGAAAGAGGAAGAAGAGAAUUCAGUGGUUUGAUAGGCAUCUUGUUAUCAUCAGUGGUGGGUGUUUCAUAGCUGUAGUAUCUGUUAGAUUGUAGAUAACUCCACCCACUGUGUGAGUGCUGUGUCUUUGAAGUGAUCUGAUCAUCUCUCUACUGUUGUUCAGCAGGCGCUCCUCUGACCAGAUGGAUCUGAUGGUGGAUGGCCUGCCUGUGUCUCUGCCCACCUAUGAGGAGGCUGUCUACGGGAGCUGGGGGCAACACCUGCCCCCCUGCAGAGGGCCCACCCAGCUCCUAUUGGCCCAGGAGUCUCUAGGUCCAUCAUUAGCUCACAACCAAUCAGAUUACAGUCACUGUAUCCAUCCAUCCAAUCAACGCCCCGAGAUCCUUCCUCCCGCUUACGAGGAGAUCCAAUCCCGUCAGAGUGAGGUGGACGUGCAGGCCUUACAAGUUGCACUUUCCGAUGAUAAGGACAUUUGAGUGACUGGCGUAUUUGUGUUACCCACCAAUGAAAUGUAAAAUCAUGUGCUCAGGCACUUAUAUGGAUUCAAGCCUACCAGCAUGGAUCCACUUUCUUAUCAGGUUUCAACCUUAUACAUAGCACACCAGUUCUGAUUGGCUGUUUGUAAUGUUAUGAGAAGUAUCCUGCCAUGGAGACAUGGUUUAUAUCCCAUCAGUGAUGGGACCAGAGCCUCGUUUGUUGAGGUGACUUUGGUAAUGCCAUUACUGUUACAUCAUAGGGACCUGCACAUCUCUAUUGUGACUGAUUGAUUGUGCACUAUGGGUAAACCCAGCUGGUGAGAGUGGAAAUGGAAGUUACUCUCCCUCCUUUCAUUUUUGUUGGUUUAUGAUUUGAGAUAAUGGCAGAAUUGUAGCGUUGAUAUGGAAACCAGCAGGCGACUGGACAGUGGACACAGAGAUCACGUGCUGGUCAGUUUAGGAGUUAAAUCUGUGUUCGCUCUCCCCUGAAACAUAUUUUGAGUUCUAGCUACAACCCAGUCCAAUUUUGACUGGCAUUUUUGGGAAUGGUGACAGACUGACCACAUGGAAGCGUUUCACUUCCUACACCCACCAGGCACGCACUUGACACCCUCCACCAUGCCAAGCAUACCCCACACCAAGUUUCCACCAACCCCUCUCUCCUCCACCGCCCUGUUCCCACCUUUCAC